Schizophyllum commune H4-8 is the source of this 691-nucleotide messenger RNA. RefSeq lists its product as uncharacterized. The record is from RefSeq and is a predicted model, not a curated record. Lineage: Eukaryota; Fungi; Basidiomycota; Agaricomycetes; Agaricales; Schizophyllaceae. The coding region runs from base 97 to 588 and encodes 163 amino acids. The transcript has 2 exons.
GGAACAACAAUGUAUGAAAGAAGAUUUGACUGUCGAACCUGACUUGCGUAUCUUGCGAUAUACGCUGGUCUGGGGAGCUUCGCAUACUUGGCGGACAUGACAGAAAUGAUUGCUCAUCGACGACAACGUCGUCGGUCGGGCGCGCUUGAGACGAUCACACGCGGAUGCCGUCUAUGGACUAGCCAGACACGCGAGCAUACGCCUGGUUCAUAUGCGAGCAUACGCCUGGUUCAUACGCGAGCAUACGCCUGGUCCGGUACGCGAGCAUAUGCUCGGCCCAACAGUCAAUCACGCGAGUACUCAUCAAGCGCUCGCCCAAGGUUCGCCAUAUAUCGCUCGCGGUGUCUCACGCCAUUCUUAGUCUCCACACCUUGCGAUGGUUGCUUUCAAUACUCUCUCCUUCUUGUGGUUGGUGCCAGUAAAGUAGUCUUUCUAAGCGCUCACUAUGCUCUCAGGACGAGCCGGACGAGGACAUCACCUUGGUAUCAUCAACUACACGAAUCCUCGUCCAUAAUACGCCUCGUGCAGAACACCCUCGGCUUUCCUAGAGCCAGAGAACGUUACCCUCGACCAUCGUGGGCAGUCUAAGCUAGUGCUGGCGGCGGCAACAUCGUCGAGGGGUGACCCGAGUAUCUUCGAAGAUUCAGCGGCUGACUCCUUCGCGUCAGGUCUCUGUACGUAACAUCGUUGA